AUGAUGGAUAGAAUCCAAUUACCACAUUAUACUUUGAGAAAGCAUACCACAUCUAUAACGAAAUUGUUAGUGAUAGAUAAGGACAUCAUUGAACUAAAUGAAGAACUACAAAGAAAAUGUGAGAGUACACAUAUUACUAAUAUCAUCCCCAAAUUGAUAUCAACAGAUGAAGCAGGAAAUAUUGUGCUAUGGGAUUUGAUAACAAGACGUCCUAUUGGAAAUGCAGUAUCACCUUCUGGGGUUGCUAUAAUUGAUAUUCAGUUAAUAGCAAACAAAUAUUUGGUUUAUUUAUCCAAGGAUUAUACAUUAAGAAUAUUAGAUUGGUCUAAAUUUCCAUCAGAUUUAGAUUACAUCUUUGAGAUGAAUGUGAAUACUCUAAACUUUGCCAACUUUGCCGCUUCUUUGGAUUCGAAUAUGGAGACAAUAACAUUAUGUUGUUGCAAUACUCAGGAUUCUGAGACUAUAGAUGUUUACCAUAUUAGUAUUAGUACUAAGAGAUUGACAAGGGUAUUCAAUCAUAUUGAUUUCUACCCAAUGGUUAAAAAUGUGUUACAAAAUAUGUUAAAUAAAGUACCCGAUCGGUUAGGUAUGAUUAUGAAAUUUAAACAAGACUUAAAGACAAAAACCACAUUUAUUGGAUUUGAGAGCGGUAUCAUUGUUGGAUAUCAGAUUGUUCUUGAUAAGAUUGUUAUUACAUACUUAUCAGCAGCUCAUUUCCCUGAGCCGGUCUUAGAUCUUUAUAUUUUGUCUACCCAACAGAAUUUCCAGAGUAACGUUCCUGUUGUCGCUACAAAUAAAAACAAUGAUAAUAGUGAUAUGGGAAUCUUGUUGAGUUCAUCUACCAACAAUGUUGUUAUAAAACAUUAUUACUCUGCUCAUGUUAAUCAAACUUCAAGAGGGGACAAUAAUCUGGAAUUGAUCACUAAUUUACAAGUUUCUAAUUCAGAGAGAUUGGAAGUUAAAGACAAUAAAAUAGCACAUGUUGCAGCAUUUAAUCAAUUUUUGAUAUGGUCGACAUGGAAUGGCAAACUAUUUAUCAAAAAUGUUGUAAAGAAUACGGUGUCGAAAUAUAAAAGAUCAAAGAGUAACAUACGACCAAAUGAAUCAUCAAAAGGUUCUCUCAGUGGCAAUCCAACUCAGAAUAAUGAAUCUAAAUAUAUGAAAAUUAGUGCUAUGGAAGUUUACCAAUCAAGACUUGGCAAUAGUAAUGAAAUAGUACCACUGAACGUGAUGGUCAUGAAUUCCUCAAGACAAAGAAGAUUAAGACAAUUUAUUUCUCGUUCAUGGUGUUUUAUUGGUUACCAUGAUGGGACAAUAUCCAUAUAUGAAAUUGAAUGA
Arxiozyma heterogenica is the source of this 1338-nucleotide messenger RNA. RefSeq names its product Asa1p (gene ASA1). The transcript has a single exon. Lineage: Eukaryota; Fungi; Ascomycota; Saccharomycetes; Saccharomycetales; Saccharomycetaceae. Bases 1 to 1338 code for a protein of 445 amino acids. Gene Ontology annotation, molecular function: protein binding. The record is from RefSeq and is a predicted model, not a curated record.